Molecule: messenger RNA, 480 nt
Organism: Prorocentrum cordatum
Lineage: Eukaryota; Dinophyceae; Prorocentrales; Prorocentraceae
Source: the annotation of a GenBank genome assembly
AUGGCGGCGCCGAGGCCACAGCCAUCGCCGACCGCGGCGUCGCCGGAGCUGCUGGAGCCCAGCGGGGCGCGCCGCCCCCCGGGCCCACCCCGCCGCGGGCAGCUCCAGGGCAGGCCGGUGGCCUCGCUGCUGGCCGAGGAGCUCCAGCAGCUGCUCGCCGACGUCCUGCGCGCCGAGCUGUCCGGCGCCGCCGGCACGACGAGCGAGGCCCUGCCGGAGCGUCGGGCCCAGGAGGUGCUGGCCGGGCAGGCGGCCCAGACCUCCGUGCAGACGUUGGCGGCCAGGACCAGCGCCCAGGGCGAUGGCGGCGCGGCCGGCGCCGAGCAGAGCGCCAGGCCUCGUCCGAGCGUGGGGUUCUUGGACCAGCACGAGCUCAUCCGCGUCAAGCCGCCGGAAGCGUGGAUUCGGUCACGGAGCCAAUCGAACCACGGGCGCGUAUCGGUCUGGGAGCGCGUGAGGCAGAUGCGUGGGGCAGAGUAG